Molecule: messenger RNA, 726 nt
Organism: Cylicocyclus nassatus
Lineage: Eukaryota; Metazoa; Nematoda; Chromadorea; Rhabditida; Strongylidae
Source: the annotation of a GenBank genome assembly
UUCGUGCGGACUACUGACCCGAUGGUGGACUAGAGAAUGUGUUCGAUAAAGCUCCUUCUCGGUGUAUUGAUUCCAUCAUUGAACGCCGUAGAUCUGAACAGCACAAUGCAGCUCCUUAGAGGCCCGGACAUAUAUCAUGGCCUUUCUCCUCUCUCUAAUUCGGACGAUUGCGGGGCUUUGCGAAGUUGGAAAGAGUGCUGCACUUGCUACAGAAAGAUGGCUCCGGUGGCAUGUCCUGCACGCUGCGAGAGUGGGUGGACAUUUUUCGACAAAACCGAAGCUUGCUAUAAGACCUUCUUCGGGGAGACGUUUGAUGGUGCGGAAAAUAUGUGUAACGUUGCUGGUGGACAUUUGACAUCAAUCCACAGCUUUGAAGAAAACAGAUUCGUAGCCGGGUUGGCAAAAAUGAAUAAACUAGUCACAGAUUCGAGAGAUUAUACCUGGAUAGGACUGCAUAAAAUGAACAGCAAUAAUUGGAGGUGGACUGACGGCACAAAAGUUGAUUUCAAACCCUGGGCUCCGACUUGUCCGAAAGGAGAGGGAAACUGUGUGCUGUUGCUCAGUGAUGUCAACGGCGAUGAAACAUGGCUUCAUAAAUGGGCAAACUUUCCCUGCAUCCAAAAUCUGAGGACGUACGUAUGCAAAAAAAUGGCUUUACACUAGAGUAAUAUCUAUGCGCAUAUUUUGAUGUUAUCGUUGACUUAAGCUCUUUGCAAUAACGAAAAG